Clupea harengus (Atlantic herring) is the source of this 2787-nucleotide messenger RNA. Its product is annotated as NADH-ubiquinone oxidoreductase 75 kDa subunit, mitochondrial-like. NCBI's taxonomy places the organism in Eukaryota, Metazoa, Chordata, Actinopteri, Clupeiformes, Clupeidae. Gene Ontology annotation, molecular function: iron-sulfur cluster binding; NADH dehydrogenase (ubiquinone) activity. Gene Ontology annotation, biological process: ATP synthesis coupled electron transport. Gene Ontology annotation, cellular component: membrane. The record is from RefSeq and is a predicted model, not a curated record.
UGACAGUCUACGUCAUACAUCCGCUGAAUCCGGGUAAUCGGUCUAUCUUUGAAUCAGGGGUUGGUAGUCAAAAAUAAGAAUUGAAGUUUAUUACAAUCUUAUGCAAUGGCGCGUCUAACGUCUCUUGGAUAGCGGUGUGCAGCGCAGAUAAUCCUCUUAUUUCACCGUUAAGACAGGAAACGGCUCACCGGAGCCAAGUGCUGUUUCACCAAACUGCGACAUAGCGUGCACACCAAUUUAUAUUGUGGGAAUAGAAGUACACAUUCCUACGCAGUCUUCGGGAGCAGUGAUCACACAUCUCUCUUUACUUAAGAGACGACAACAAGCGUCAUGCUACGUUUGCCUGUUGUGAAGCGCGCGCUCUCUGGGGUGGCACAGGCCAGUGCCAACCAUGUUCGCACAGCUGCUACAGCAACUGCCACUGCCAGUAACCUUAUUGAGGUAUUUGUUGAUGGAAAACCUCUAAUGGUUGAACAAGGAACAACAGUACUACAGGCUUGUGAGAAAGUUGGAAUGCAGAUACCUCGCUUCUGCUAUCACGAGCGUCUGUCUGUUGCUGGGAACUGCCGAAUGUGCCUGGUGGAAAUUGAGAAUUCACCUAAACCAGUGGCAGCAUGCGCCAUGCCAGUCAUGAAGGGUUGGAAUAUUAUGACCAGCUCAGAGAAAACAAGGAAAGCUAGAGAAGGUGUUAUGGAGUUUCUCUUAGCCAACCACCCUCUGGACUGCCCCAUCUGUGAUCAGGGAGGAGAAUGUGAUCUGCAGGAUCAAUCCAUGAUGUUUGGUAGUGACAGAAGCCGCUUCACAGAGGGAAAGCGAGCUGUCGAGGAUAAGAACAUCGGUCCACUUAUAAAGACCAUCAUGACACGUUGUAUUCAAUGCACCAGAUGUGUGAGGUUUGCCAGUGAAAUAGCUGGUGUAGAGGACCUAGGCACUACAGGAAGAGGCAAUGCGAUGGAGAUCGGAACCUAUGUGGAGAAAAUGUUCAUGUCCGAGCUCUCUGGCAAUGUCAUUGACAUUUGUCCAGUAGGUGCAUUGACAUCAAAACCAUAUGCCUUCACCUCUCGCCCCUGGGAAACAAGGAAAACCGAAUCCAUUGAUGUAUUAGAUGCUGUUGGCAGUAACAUUGUUCUGAGCACGAGAGGAGGGGAGAUCAUGAGAGUCCUACCGCGACUUCAUGAGGACAUCAACGAGGAGUGGAUCUCUGAUAAGACCAGGUUUGCAUAUGAUGGUUUGAAAAGGCAGAGGCUUACACAACCCAUGGUGAAGGAUGCGUCGGGGCAGCUUGUAACCACUUCAUGGGAAGAUGCUUUGACCCAAGUGGCAGGAAUUCUACAAGGAUCUGAAGGCAAUAAAACGGCUGGUGUUGCUGGUGGGAUGGUGGACGCUGAGGCUCUGGUCGCUUUAAAGGACCUCCUCAACCGUCUCAACAGUGAGAACCUGUGCACUGAAGAAAUCUUCCCCAUGGCUGGAGCUGGAACGGAUUUGCGUUCAAACUACUUGUUGAACACCGGCAUCAGUGGGAUUGAAGAGGCUGACCUGGUUCUCUUGGUUGGCACCAACCCACGCUAUGAAGCUCCUCUCUUCAACGCUCGCAUCAGAAAGGGUUGGCUUCACAAUGAACUUCAGGUUGCACUAGUGGGGCGAGAAGUGGACUUGAGCUACACAUACAACCAUCUUGGAGAAUCAACCAAGGUGCUGCAAGAUAUAGCAGCUGGGAAGCACUCCUUCAGUAAGGUUCUUGCCCAAGCAAAGCGUCCAGUUGUGGUGGUUGGCAGUGCUGCCCUACAGAGAGAGGAUGGUGCGGGCCUACAUGCAGCUGUGUCCACUAUUGCUCAGAAUGCCCGAGUUACUAGUGGCGUUGAGGAUAACUGGAAAGUCUUAAAUGUACUUCACAGAGUGGCUAGUCAAGUGGCUGCACUGGAUCUAGGUUAUAAACCAGGAGUAGAGGCUAUCAGGCAGGAUCCACCCAAAGUUUUAUUUCUGCUUGGGGCUGAUGCUGGCUGUAUAACAAGACAAGACUUACCAAAGGACUGUUUUGUUAUCUAUCAGGGGCAUCAUGGUGAUGUGGGAGCAAUUAUGGCAGAUGUGAUACUACCAGGGGCAGCAUACACAGAAAAGUGUGGUACCUACGUUAACACUGAAGGUAGAGCACAGCAGACUCAUGUGGCUGUUACAGCUCCUGGAUUUGGAAGGGAGGAUUGGAGAAUUAUCCGGGCCAUCUCAGAGCUGGCAGGUGCGACCCUGCCAUAUGACACACUAGAUGAGGUGCGUGACAGACUGGCUGAAGUGUCACCAAACCUGGUGCGAUAUGAUGAUGUGGAAGAAGCAAACUAUUUCAAACAAGCCAAUGAACUUUCUAAGACCAUGAAUCAGACCCUGCUCACAGACCCCUUGGUUCCUCCUUUACUCACAGUGAAGGAUUUCUACAUGACAGAUUCCAUCAGCAGAGCUUCUCAAACAAUGGCCAAAUGUCUGAAGGCUGUGACAGAGGGAGCACAAGCGGUGGAGGAACCCAAUAUAUGUUAACGUGUUCUCUGCAUUUCAGUUCAAUCUUACAAUACAGCACAGCUUCACAAGGACACACUAUACCUACAGAGUUAUGUAGACAUAUGUUCACAUGCUGUAGCCUCAAUCAUCAACCUACUAAUUGCUCCAGUGGCAUUCUCUAAACUGAUCACUUAUCGUCUGCUUGUUGUACAGCACAAAAAUUUAAAAAGUGAACUCAAUAUCGUAUUUUAAAUAGUUUUGUGAACUUUAAAUGUAAUAAUAAAUUAUAUUAUUAAAUAA